CUAUCUGCAAUCAGAAGAAGAAAACAAACAACACCUUGGAUUAUAAAUGCAGGUUAAACACACACAAAGGACCAAGUCAGUCACAAUGUUGGCGCUCUUACUUCUUGUGACCGUGGCCCUAGCAUCUGCUCACCAUUCUGGUGAGCACUUUGAAGGUGAGAAGGUGUUCCGUGUCAAUGUUGAAGAUGAAAAUCACAUCAGCUUACUCCAUGAGUUGGCCAGCACCACCCAGAUUGACUUCUGGAAACCAGAUUCUGUCACACAGAUUAAACCUCACAGUACAGUUGACUUCCGUGUUAAAGCAGAAGAUAUUUUCACUGUGGAAGAUUUUCUGAAGCAACAUGAACUACAAUAUGAGGUAUUGAUAAGCAACCUGAGAUCUGUGUUAGAAGGCCAGUUUGACAGCCAGGUCCGUGCCACUGGACACAGUUAUGAGAAGUACAACAAAUGGGAAACGAUAGAGGCUUGGACUCAACAAGUCGCCACUGAGAAUCCAGGCCUCAUCUCUCGCAGAGCCAUCGGAACCACAUUUGAAGGACGCACUAUGUAUCUCCUCAAGGUUGGCAAAGCUAGACCACAUAAGCCUGCCAUUUUCAUGGACUGUGGUUUCCAUGCCAGAGAGUGGAUUUCCCCUGCAUUUUGCCAAUGGUUUGUGAAAGAGGCUAUUCGCACCUAUGGACAUGAGAGCCACAUGACAGAACUUCUCAACAUGUUAGACUUUUAUGUCUUGCCUGUGGUCAAUAUUGAUGGCUAUAUCUACACCUGGACCAAGAACCGAAUGUGGAGAAAGACUCGCUCCACCCAGAUUGGAACCACCUGCAUUGGCACAGACCCCAACAGAAAUUUUGAUGCUGGUUGGUGCAAAGUCGGAGCCUCUCGAAAGCCCUGUGAUGACACUUACUGUGGACCUGCUGCAGAGUCCGAAAGAGAGACCAAGGCCCUGGCUAAUUUCAUCCGCAGCAACCUCUCUUCCAUCAAAGCAUAUGUGACAAUCCACUCAUACUCCCAAAUGAUGCUCUAUCCUUACUCCUAUGACUAUAAACUCACAGAGAAUAAUGCUGAGUUGAAUGCCCUGGCUAAAGCUACCGUAAAAGAACUUGCCACACUGUAUGGCACCAAGUACACAUAUGGCCCAGGAGCUACAACAAUCUAUCCUGCUGCUGGGGGCUCUGAUGACUGGGCUUAUGACCAAGGAAUCAAAUAUUCUUUUACUUUCGAACUCCGGGAUAAAGGCAGAUAUGGCUUUGUCCUCCCUGAAUCCCAAAUUCGGCCAACCUGUGAAGAAACGAUGCUAGCCAUCAAGUAUCUUGCCAGAUACGUCAUGGAACAUCCAUACUAGUAGAAAAUGCUGACAGCCUUAUUUCCAAGUGCUCACUCUUCAUUUAUUUUCAAUCCUGAGCUCUUAUUUUUGUUUCCCUGUAAAUUUUCCAGAUCCUAAUCUUUCUUUUAUGCUAUCAGUCUAUUAAACUACUUGGAUCUUUUAAUACUUGUAAUAAUAAAAGUGAAUCUAUUGUAAUUAUAAAA
This is a messenger RNA of Acinonyx jubatus (cheetah), 1524 nucleotides long. RefSeq names its product carboxypeptidase B1 (gene CPB1). The record is from RefSeq and is a predicted model, not a curated record. The transcript has 11 exons. The coding region runs from base 47 to 1339 and encodes 430 amino acids. Gene Ontology annotation, biological process: proteolysis. Gene Ontology annotation, molecular function: metallocarboxypeptidase activity; zinc ion binding. Lineage: Eukaryota; Metazoa; Chordata; Mammalia; Carnivora; Felidae.